AUGGCUAUGGCUCGCAUGCAGUGCUCCAGCGAUUGCGGACUGAAUCGCAUUUGGAUAGUGGUCAGGCAAUUAUACUUUGGUCAUGCAAAUAUCCUCAAGGAGUUAGUUGACCGCAACUCCAAGUCGUACUCUCGUCACCAAAUCGACGUCCUCUCACAGCGGCAUCUCAACCCGCAUGUAAGUUAUCUCGAGACCUACAACAGACCCCCGAAAUCCCUUGACUCGCGCGACGACGAUUUUAACGAGGCUCAGUCGGCCACGGGUAUAUCCGCGGUCGGCUAA
Molecule: messenger RNA, 282 nt
Organism: Fibroporia radiculosa
Lineage: Eukaryota; Fungi; Basidiomycota; Agaricomycetes; Polyporales; Fibroporiaceae
Exons: 2
Coding region: 1-282 (93 amino acids)
Source: RefSeq, a predicted model, not a curated record